Messenger RNA from Cyclopterus lumpus (lumpfish), 680 nucleotides. RefSeq names its product luteinizing hormone subunit beta (gene lhb). The transcript has 4 exons. The coding region runs from base 237 to 680 and encodes 147 amino acids. The record is from RefSeq and is a predicted model, not a curated record. Gene Ontology annotation, molecular function: hormone activity. Gene Ontology annotation, cellular component: extracellular region; cytoplasm. Gene Ontology annotation, biological process: ovulation; G protein-coupled receptor signaling pathway. NCBI's taxonomy places the organism in Eukaryota, Metazoa, Chordata, Actinopteri, Perciformes, Cyclopteridae.
UCUAAUGCCGUAAUAUGCUGCAGCUUUCGUGUGUGUAACCGGAUGUAAAAGCGAUACGGAGAUAGUCUAAUCCCCUGGUUAGAACAAGAUUAAAACGGUACUAUGUGUCCCCUUUAACAAAAACAUGUAACCAUGGUUAUUUGAGCAUUUCUUCCUGGACACCAGGUGCCUCUGUGCUGUAUAAAGCCUGAGCCGGACACCCGGCCUCAGCACACCGCCUGCAAGACACCUGAGAGAUGGCUGUCCAGGUCAGAAGAGUGACGUCCCCCUUGAUAUGGAGUCUGUUUCUGGGAGCCACAUCUACCAUUUGGCCCGUGGCUCCUGCAGAGGCCUUCCAGCUGCCGUCCUGCCAGCCGGUCAACCAGACGGUGUCUCUGGAGAAGGAGGGCUGUCCCAGGUGUCACCUGGUGGAGGCAACCAUCUGCAGCGGUCACUGCACCACCAAGGACCCCGUCAGUAAGAUACCGUUCAACAAAGUGUACCAGCGCGUGUGCACGUACUUGGACUUGCACUACAAGAAGUUUGAGCUCCCCGACUGUUCGCCCGGCGUGGACCCGGUCGUCAGCUACCCGGUGGCCCUGAGCUGCCGCUGCAGCCGCUGCUCCAUGGACACGUCCGACUGCACCUUCAGGAGCCUGCAGCCAAACUUCUGCAUGAACGACAUACCCUUCUACUACUAG